Malaclemys terrapin pileata is the source of this 2144-nucleotide messenger RNA. RefSeq names its product vacuolar protein sorting 45 homolog (gene VPS45). Gene Ontology annotation, biological process: vesicle-mediated transport; intracellular protein transport. NCBI's taxonomy places the organism in Eukaryota, Metazoa, Chordata, Testudines, Emydidae. The transcript is spliced from 15 exons. The record is from RefSeq and is a predicted model, not a curated record. The coding region runs from base 106 to 1818 and encodes 570 amino acids. Gene Ontology annotation, cellular component: Golgi membrane.
AACAACUGGCUGCACAGGAGAAAGGAGGAGUUGGUUGCUCCGUGCCUAGUCUAGCAUUACCCACUGCAGAAGGGACGGGGAGGGGAAAGCCAAUCGCUUGCAAAAAUGAAUGUGGUCUUUGCAGUGAAGCAAUAUGUGUCCAAGAUGAUUGAAGACAGCGGGCCUGGGAUGAAGGUCCUCCUGAUGGAUAAAGAAACGACCAGUAUCGUGAGCAUGGUGUAUACACAGUCAGAAAUCCUUCAGAAGGAAGUUUACCUCUUUGAGCGCAUCGAUUCUUUGAACAGAGAGACUAUGAAACACUUGAAAGCAAUCUGUUUUUUGCGACCGACAAAGGAGAACGUGGAAUACCUCAUUCAGGAGCUACGGAGGCCCAAGUACAGCAUCUAUUAUAUUUAUUUCAGUAACGUGAUCAGUAAGAGUGAUGUAAAGUCACUGGCUGAGGCUGACGAGCAGGAAGUUGUGGCGGAAAUUCAGGAGUUCUACGGAGAUUACAUUGCUGUGAAUCCACACGUGUUUUCCCUCAACCUCCUGGGCUGCUGCCAGGGUCGCAGCUGGGACCUGGCCCAGCUGUCCAGAACAGCCCAAGGGCUGACUGCUUUGCUCCUGUCUCUGAAGAAGUGCCCCAUGAUUCGUUACCAGCUCUCCUCUGAUCCUGCAAAGAGGCUUGCUGAAUGCGUCAAGCAAGUGAUUACUAAAGAAUACGAGCUGUUUGAUUUCCGGCGCACCGAAGUUCCUCCGUUACUGCUUAUUCUGGACCGGUCUGAUGAUGCCAUCACCCCACUUCUGAACCAGUGGACGUACCAGGCCAUGGUCCAUGAGCUGCUGGGGAUUAACAACAACCGAAUCGACCUCUCUCGAGUACCCGGCAUCAGCAAGGAUCUCAGGGAGGUGGUUCUGUCUGCUGAGAACGACGAGUUUUACGCCAACAACAUGUACCUGAACUUUGCAGAGAUCGGGAGCAAUAUCAAGAACCUAAUGGAGGAUUUCCAGCGGAGGAAACCGAAGGAGCAGCAGAAGCUGGAGUCCAUAGCGGACAUGAAGGCGUUCGUGGAGAACUACCCGCAGUUCAAGAAGAUGUCGGGCACGGUAUCGAAGCAUGUGACUGUGGUGGGGGAGCUCUCCCGGCUGGCCAGCGAGCGGAACCUGCUGGAGGUGUCGGAGGUCGAGCAGGAACUGGCCUGCCAGAAUGACCACUCCAGUGCUCACCAGAACGUGCGGCGGCUCCUGCAGAAUCCCAAGGUGACCGAGUUCGAUGCCACGCGGCUGGUGAUGCUCUACGCCCUGCACUAUGAGCGACACAGCAGCAACAGUCUGCCCGGCCUGAUGAUGGACCUCAAGAACAAAGGGGUUUCCGAGAAGUAUCGGAAGCUGGUGUCAGCGGUUGUGGAAUACGGUGGGAAGCGGGUCCGGGGCAGCGAUCUCUUCAGCCCCAAGGAUGCUGUUGCCAUCACCAAGCAGUUCCUCAAAGGACUGAAGGGCGUUGAGAACGUGUAUACUCAGCAUCAGCCCUUCCUGCACGAGACUCUAGAUCAGCUCAUCAAAGGAAAACUUAAGGAUGGCCAGUACCCCUACCUGGGUCCCAGCACGCUCCGGGACAGGCCUCAAGAUAUUAUUGUGUUUAUCAUUGGAGGAGCAACCUAUGAAGAAGCGUUAACUGUGUAUAACCUUAACCGCAGCACCCCUGGGGUCCGGAUCGUAUUGGGCGGGACCACCAUCCACAACACGAAAAGCUUCCUGGAGGAAAUUUCAGCCUCUGGGUUCCGCGGCCGGGGCACCGAGAGCUCUCAAGUUACAGCGAGAGCGAGCAGCAGGCGGUGAACGCGGGGGGCCGCCGCCGCUUCCCAUCUGGAGCUCCCACAGACUGACCAGGUGGCGGCGGAGCAGCGCUGGGUGCUCCUGCGGUCCGUCCUGCUGCUGGACGACACGCAAGAUGGCCUCUGCCGCGCCGGGCCAUGCCCAGAAUCCCAGCAUCCUCGGCGUUACCUUCCUGCUCGGCUCUCUAAUGGGGCAUGAUGGAAGAACCGCAGGGAGGUGGCGGAAUCGUAGAUCCCGGGAAAACGUUACCUGUGGGUGCCCAGCGCCUUUGAACACCCAGCUACUUCUGUGUCUCUUCAUAACCACAACUGGCCUGCCCAGAAUCUCCA